AUGCUUUCCCGUGUAGGAUUAGGAUUAGCCAGACCAUCUCGCCAACUCUUGUUCAAGUCCACCUUGACAAGAUGUAUCUCCACAGUCAAGGCAUCUCAUGACCAAGAACAAGAAAUCCUUGUUCAACAGCGUAGAAUCAGACCAGAAUCCCCACAUUUAACCAUCUACAAGCCUCAAAUUACCAUGGUGUUAUCAAGUCUUCAUAGAAUCACCGGUGUCGCAAUGGCCGGUGCAUUCUACGCAUUAGCUGUCGGAUAUGCUGCCGCUGGACUCACGUCGUUCCACUUUGAUUCUGCUUUAAUUGUCUCAACAUUCGCAUCUUUGCCCACCUACGUGCAAGUGGGAGCCAAGGCUGUCAUGGCCUAUCCAUUUGCAUUCCACGCUUUCAACGGUAUCAGACAUUUGGUCUGGGAUUUGGGUAAGGAAUUGUCCAUCAAGGGUGUUAUCAGAACAGGUUACGCCGUAUUGGCUGCCACUGCCGUUUUCGGUUCUUACUUGGCCUUCCUCUACUAA
Molecule: messenger RNA, 513 nt
Organism: Dujonia railenensis
Lineage: Eukaryota; Fungi; Ascomycota; Pichiomycetes; Serinales; Debaryomycetaceae
Source: the annotation of a GenBank genome assembly